Messenger RNA from Arabidopsis thaliana (thale cress), 3593 nucleotides. Its product is annotated as Leucine-rich receptor-like protein kinase family protein. Gene Ontology annotation, molecular function: protein kinase activity; transmembrane receptor protein tyrosine kinase activity; protein tyrosine kinase activity. The record is from RefSeq and is marked reviewed. NCBI's taxonomy places the organism in Eukaryota, Viridiplantae, Streptophyta, Magnoliopsida, Brassicales, Brassicaceae. The coding region runs from base 434 to 3367 and encodes 977 amino acids. Gene Ontology annotation, cellular component: plasma membrane. The transcript is spliced from 4 exons.
CUUCUCACUUCUCUUUCCUCUCUCCUCUCUUCUCAAAUCUCUCUCUCUUUCGUAUUUCUUGGAGACAUCUUUCUCUGGAACUGUUCUUCAUCGAAUUCUAUCUUUUGAGAGAAACUAAAUUAAGUUGAUAAUCGAAGAACUUCCUCGAAAUUAGGACUUCUUCUGCUUUUUGUUGUUUCCUAGAGAUUUUCCUAGAACGUGGUCCAAGAAAAUCACACAAAAAGGUUCAUUCCUUUUUUCUUACCAGAAACCACAAAUCAAAAUCAUCUCCCCUGUCUUUGUUUGAAAUCUCUCAAAUUUAAGAAGGAUCAUCCAUUCACUAACCUGAGAUUUUGGAUAGGUUUCAUCUAUUUCAGGUGGGAAUUCCAGUGCAUCGACCAUGAUCAACACCUAAACUACAAAUUGACCGUUUUGCCCUUGGGAAUCACUAUAAAUGUCGAGAAGACCAGACCUCCUACGUGGCAGCGUGGUCGCCACCGUGGCUGCCACGUUUCUCCUCUUCAUUUUCCCGCCGAAUGUUGAAUCGACCGUUGAGAAACAAGCUCUGUUUCGCUUCAAAAACCGCCUCGACGACUCUCACAACAUUCUACAAUCUUGGAAGCCUUCCGAUUCACCAUGCGUGUUUCGCGGCAUCACAUGCGACCCGUUAUCCGGCGAAGUCAUCGGUAUUUCUCUAGGAAACGUAAAUCUCUCCGGCACCAUUUCUCCAUCAAUCUCAGCUCUCACAAAGCUCUCUACGCUAUCGCUUCCAUCUAACUUCAUCUCCGGAAGAAUCCCGCCAGAGAUAGUCAACUGCAAAAACCUUAAAGUUCUCAAUCUCACCUCCAACAGACUCUCCGGAACAAUCCCAAACCUUUCUCCUCUAAAGUCCCUAGAAAUUCUCGACAUCUCCGGGAAUUUUCUUAACGGAGAGUUUCAAAGCUGGAUUGGGAAUAUGAAUCAGUUGGUUUCUCUCGGUCUUGGCAACAAUCACUACGAAGAAGGUAUAAUUCCUGAGAGUAUUGGAGGUUUAAAGAAACUUACUUGGCUGUUCUUAGCUCGCUCCAACUUGACCGGGAAGAUUCCAAACUCGAUCUUUGAUCUGAAUGCUCUCGACACUUUCGACAUCGCGAACAACGCAAUCUCCGAUGAUUUCCCAAUCUUAAUCUCAAGAUUGGUAAAUCUCACCAAGAUUGAGUUGUUCAACAACAGCUUAACAGGUAAAAUCCCUCCGGAGAUAAAGAACUUGACUCGUUUACGCGAAUUCGACAUCUCUUCGAAUCAGUUGAGCGGGGUUUUACCUGAAGAACUCGGAGUUUUGAAGGAGCUCAGAGUUUUCCACUGUCAUGAAAACAACUUCACCGGCGAAUUUCCUUCUGGUUUCGGCGAUCUAAGUCACCUCACUUCUCUUUCGAUUUAUAGAAACAACUUCUCCGGUGAAUUUCCGGUUAACAUCGGCCGGUUCUCGCCGCUCGACACGGUUGAUAUAUCUGAAAACGAGUUUACUGGUCCAUUUCCAAGAUUCUUAUGCCAAAACAAGAAACUACAAUUCUUGCUCGCCUUGCAGAACGAGUUUUCCGGCGAGAUUCCGAGAUCUUACGGCGAGUGCAAAUCUCUAUUGAGACUAAGGAUUAACAACAACCGUCUAAGUGGUCAAGUUGUUGAAGGAUUCUGGUCUCUACCGCUUGCUAAGAUGAUUGAUCUCAGCGAUAACGAACUCACCGGAGAGGUUUCUCCUCAGAUUGGACUUUCAACAGAACUGAGUCAGCUCAUUUUACAGAACAACAGAUUUUCCGGCAAGAUUCCUCGUGAGCUCGGAAGAUUGACUAAUAUAGAGAGGAUUUAUCUGAGCAACAACAAUCUUUCCGGCGAAAUUCCGAUGGAAGUUGGAGAUUUGAAAGAGUUAUCAUCUCUGCAUCUUGAAAACAAUUCAUUAACAGGAUUUAUCCCUAAGGAAUUGAAGAAUUGUGUCAAACUUGUUGAUCUGAAUCUCGCUAAGAACUUCUUGACCGGAGAAAUCCCUAACAGUUUAUCUCAGAUUGCUUCUUUAAACUCGUUGGAUUUCUCAGGGAAUAGGCUAACAGGUGAAAUCCCGGCGAGUCUUGUGAAGUUGAAGCUGAGUUUCAUUGACUUGUCUGGAAAUCAACUUUCAGGAAGAAUACCACCGGAUCUUUUAGCGGUGGGAGGAUCCACCGCGUUCUCACGUAACGAGAAGCUCUGUGUUGAUAAAGAGAACGCUAAAACAAAUCAGAACUUGGGGUUGAGUAUUUGCAGUGGCUACCAAAACGUGAAGAGGAAUAGUUCACUCGAUGGAACACUCUUGUUCUUGGCUCUUGCAAUUGUUGUGGUAGUACUAGUGAGUGGUUUGUUCGCGUUGCGUUACAGAGUUGUGAAGAUACGUGAGCUUGAUUCGGAAAACAGAGAUAUCAACAAGGCGGAUGCGAAGUGGAAAAUCGCGUCUUUUCAUCAAAUGGAGUUGGACGUUGAUGAGAUUUGUAGAUUGGAUGAAGAUCAUGUGAUUGGAUCUGGAAGUGCAGGAAAAGUGUACCGUGUUGAUUUGAAAAAAGGUGGCGGGACAGUGGCGGUUAAGUGGUUGAAGAGAGGAGGAGGAGAAGAAGGUGAUGGAACAGAGGUCUCUGUUGCGGAGAUGGAGAUUCUUGGAAAGAUUAGACACAGAAACGUGUUGAAACUCUACGCUUGUUUGGUUGGAAGAGGUUCUAGAUAUUUGGUGUUUGAGUUCAUGGAGAAUGGGAACUUGUAUCAAGCUCUUGGCAACAAUAUUAAAGGCGGUCUACCAGAACUGGAUUGGCUCAAAAGAUAUAAAAUUGCGGUGGGAGCGGCAAAAGGAAUCGCAUAUUUGCAUCAUGAUUGUUGUCCACCCAUCAUUCACAGAGAUAUAAAGUCAAGCAACAUUUUACUUGACGGAGAUUAUGAGUCGAAAAUCGCAGAUUUUGGAGUUGCAAAAGUUGCAGACAAAGGAUAUGAAUGGAGCUGCGUUGCUGGAACUCAUGGCUAUAUGGCUCCUGAGCUGGCUUACUCCUUCAAGGCAACGGAAAAGAGUGAUGUGUACAGCUUCGGUGUGGUUCUUCUAGAGCUAGUUACCGGUCUUCGGCCUAUGGAAGACGAGUUUGGAGAGGGGAAAGACAUUGUUGACUAUGUCUACUCUCAGAUUCAACAAGAUCCGAGGAACCUUCAAAAUGUUUUGGACAAGCAAGUUUUGUCCACUUAUAUAGAAGAAAGCAUGAUUAGAGUUCUGAAGAUGGGUCUUCUCUGCACUACGAAGCUCCCGAAUCUCAGACCGAGUAUGAGAGAGGUCGUGAGAAAGCUUGACGACGCUGAUCCCUGUGUCUCCAAUUCUCAAGACACAACUGGAAAGAUUACAGUAUAGAUUGAUGAUUCACCUACCACGUUUUAGUUAUGGUUAAGACUAGUCACUGGUCAAAGAAGUAUCAGUUUGUUCGAGACUUGAGUAAAAGUACGAGAGAUUGGUUUUUGCUUAUUUACUAAUCCGUUGUACUAAAAAGUUUGCAGUGAAAGGUCGGAGUUAUCAGAAAGAGACUUGGAUUAAUUUAUAUUAACUACUGUGGGUGUGUGUUACAGGAUAUUAUUCUUGU